Molecule: messenger RNA, 4494 nt
Organism: Cheilinus undulatus (humphead wrasse)
Lineage: Eukaryota; Metazoa; Chordata; Actinopteri; Labriformes; Labridae
Gene: slc22a16
Product: solute carrier family 22 member 16
Exons: 8
Coding region: 77-1789 (570 amino acids)
Biological process (GO): transmembrane transport
Cellular component (GO): membrane
Source: RefSeq, a predicted model, not a curated record
GCUCAGGAUCCGCUGUCCGUGUGGGGGGAGAGACAGACGCACCGGGAGACCCAGGACGUAAAGUUUCCGCCAGAAAAUGACCGUGGAGAGAAUAUUCGACGAGCUUGGACAUUUCAAACGGUUUCAGGCAUGCCUCUACUUUGCUGCAACCUUCCAGGCCAUAGCCUGCGGUAUCCACUACCUGGCCUCUGUCUUCUUAGUGGAGACCCCAAAUUUCGUCUCGACCGUUCCCAACAUCACAGACAUCCUGUACGGUAACCUGACGGCAUCCAGUCUCACAGACAUCCUGCCGGAGUUUAAGGGGAAAGGGCCUCUGGUGGUGAGGACGGCUGAGGGGGAGCAGUGGGAGCUUAGCCGGUGUCGCUGCGCCCUGCGGAUCAACCCAAAUGACUUCACGUACGACUUUGAUGGCAACAAAACAGUGAAAGCCUGCGAUGGGAACUUUGUAUACGACCACUCUGAAGUCUACCGGAGCAUCGUGACGGACUGGGACUUGGUCUGUGAGAAAGAGUGGCUGGCUAAGUUGUGCCAGCCCACGUUCAUGCUGGGGGUGCUGAUUGGAGCGCUGGUGUUUGGGGACAUCGCUGACAGAGUUGGUCGUGUGAGGAUCUUGAUGAUCACCAGCAUCUGUCAGUUUGGGCUCGGGGUGGCUGUGGCGUUCUCUGGAAACUACUAUUUCUUUGUGGUGCUGCGCUUCCUUCUUGCCAUGGUCUCCAGUGGCUACCUCGUGGUGGUGUUUGUCUACGUCACAGAGUUCACUGGCAUCAAGGUGCGCACAUGGACCUCCAUGCACGUGCAUGCUGCAUUUGCCGUUGGCAUCAUGGUGGUGGCUCUGACUGGCUACCUGGUGCGAACCUGGUGGAUCUACCAGAUCGUCCUCUCCACCUGCACUUCUCCUUUCCUUUUUUUCUGCUGGAAGUUCCCUGAGACGCCGUUUUACCUUAUAGCAAAAGGCCGCUACAAGGAUGCUCAGACCCUGCUGGACUCAAUUGCCCGUGUCAAUGGCCUUGAAUGCAGGUUAAAGGUGGAGGAGCUGCUGGAGCCAGAGGAGAAGGAGAAUGGCAAACCUCUGCUGGAGGAGUUGGAGGGAAAACCGUCGCAAACUGAAAAGAAGCUGUCUAUCCUAGAUCUGUUUGGCAGCUGGAGGAUGGCGGGCCGGACGUGCACAGUGUGGGCUAUCUGGUUUAUUGGAAGUCUGGGCUAUUACGUCUUCUCUUUGGGCUCAGUCAACUUGGGAGGAAACCAGUACAUUAACCUUUUCCUUGCUGGUGCAGUGGAGCUUCCCUCCUAUCUGGUUGGCUGUUUCGCAAUGGACCGGAUUGGCAGGAGGAAGACUUGUGCUCCAGCUCUGCUCCUGGCUGGGGUCGCCUGUAUGCUCAUCAUUGUGGUUCCUUCUGAUAUCGAGGCUUUGGCCAUUGCUCUCAGUAUGAUUGGAAAGUUUGCCAUCGCUAUUGCUUUUGGUCUCAUCUAUUUGUACUCCUGUGAGCUUUACCCAACUAUCAUCAGGUCUCUUGCAGUGGGAAGUGGGAGUAUGAUGUGUCGUGUUGGCAGUGUGGUGGCCCCUUUCUGUGUAUACCUGGCUGAUGUCUGGAUCUACCUCCCCCAGCUCAUUGUUGGAAUCUUGGCCUUUGUCAUUGGUGUGCUGACAAUGUUGUUGCCGGAGACCCUGGGCAAACCCCUAACAACCACCUUGGAAGAGGCUGAAGCUUUGGGACGCGAGCCAAGCAAGAAAAGCUCAGUGCCGGGCAGUAAAGAAGCUGAAGAGGGGCUGGAGAUGAAUCAACAUUAACCUGAAGUCUGAGGUGUACUAAGCUGAGAGACUCAUGAGACACUGCAUAUUUUAAUGAUGGAAAAGAGAGGCAAUGACUGCCACAAACACACAUAUUACCAUCAUGAAAUUAAAAUGAUGUUAAAUCUAGAAAAUAAGUUUUUAUUCAGAACUUGUGAAAAUGCUUGUUAACAUUUUCCUCUGCAAAAUGGCCUACAGUUUGAUAAGUGUCCUAAGACAUUACAGAAACACUACUGCAUAGAAACAGAUAUCAGUGAUGUGACUAUCAGUAACAGGUUUAGUGCAAUCACAACAUUAAUGAAUUAUUUACUUGAGAAAAUCACGUGUGGAAUGUGUCCAAGAGCAAGGAAACAUGAAGGAUUUAAAACAUAGUUUCAUCCAUCAGUCCACUCUCUAUACUGCUUAUCCCAUUUGAGGUCAGGCUGGAGCUGAUUCCAGCUUAUUGGACAAGAAGUGCAGUACACCCUGGAGUGGUUGCCAGAAAAUUACUGGGCUUUCAUAUAAAGACAAACACCUAUGGACAAUUUAAAGUCAUGAAUUACCCUACCAAGCAUGGCUACUUUCACACUGCGGGCCAGAGUGCUUAAAUCAAAUCUUUUCUUUGAACUGAUUUUUUGUUUGGCUGUUCACACUGCAGUUGAAUUUUAAAAGAUCAGAUAUGUAUCUGAUUUAGAACUAUAUAUGACUAUAUAUGGCAUGAAUCUGAUAUAAAAAGAUUCGAUUUAGUUGUCAGAAAUAAUCUGAUGUAAGUCACAUAUGGGUAAAAAAAAACAGAGCAGCAGUUUGAAAGUAGCCUAUGGUCUGUGGGGGAUGGCUGGUGUACAGAGAGAACCCACGCUUGCAUAGGCAGUCCCACACAGCCCUAUCUGACAGGGAUUAAAACCAGGAACCUCCUUGCUGUGCGGUGACGGUACCAAACAUUGUACUACCGUACAGCCCCAACAUUGAUUCACUUAAUAUUUGAAUCUUUGCUGUUCUCUAGUAUUUUUGCUCAAUUAUAAUUGCUUCCCACUCAAGGUGGUUUUUUCAGAACUGCAUAAUAAAGCUACGACUUUACAGUGGGUCAACAUGAGAGCACAGAUGUCAUGGUUUAUAUCAGAAAAUUAUGGUCAGAAUUAUACUGUUUGCCUUCUUACCCUUUUUAGUGAUUUAAAAAAAAGAUCUUAAACCCCCUUUAUCCCUAAUCUCAGCAAUAACUUCUCCCAAGUUACAAUGAAAUCAGUUGUUAUAUGCUGAGAUAACACACCAAAUGUAAGUGUGUAAUGGCUGUGUAAAUUUCUGUGACAGUAUUUAAUCUUAUGGUUGCAAUGUUUUUUAGAACAAAGAAUUUAUGAAUUUAUUACUGCCAUAUUCCUCUGUUUCACACUCAGAGAGGAAGCUUAAAUGCUGUUCAUAUAUUGUAUUGCUGUUUUCCAAUUCUUAUUCCUUUAUGUUAGGGUAACUUAAAACUAUUUUUUUGCUGCUUCAUGAUUGUAAUUCUACAUAUAGUUGGUUUCGUGUCAAAACCUCGUAUCUCUAAAAUUGCCAUUUCUCAGGAAAUUACAAUUCCAAUUUAUUUAAGGUUUUGGCCCGACGCCAGCAACAUGAAGUGGCAAAAAACCAGGAGGGUGAUUUUCCCACAUUUCAGAUUAAAACAUAUAUUGAUUUCUCAUUAGCUUCAGAGAACAGCUUUUAUUAGCAUUAAGACACUGUUAGCUAGCAACACAACAGAAGAGGUUUUAUUAUUGUUUUAGCACUAAAUGACAAAAAACUAAUUAGCUAAUGUAUUAUGAAAUGCUACCUUUAACAUGUUUGAGUGCUUGUAGAAGCUGUAGUUUAACAUUAGCUAACAAGCUAUUGAGGAUUAUUUUUCUUUGUUGUUUUACUUCAAAUACGGCUGGUUAACCCUCCUACUACCACUAUCAAUUGUCUUAAAAAUGUUCCUUAAUCAAGAACAAGUGAAAUGAUGAUAAUAUGUUUCAUAUGAUUACCGACAGCAAUAAAGGGGGUUCAGUAUUUGACAGCAUUUAAGCAUCCCAUGAAGGUUGCCUGGUUUAUAUGGUAUUACAGCACAGUUCUAAGAUUUUUUCAUAAUAAUGUUUGAUUUCUGAAGUGCCUUAUUAUCACGGUUCCACUGACCAUGUCAUAAUUUGAAAACUCUUGUAAAUCUCAAGACAUCUAUUUGGGAUAUCACUGUGAAUUUAUUGUAAACUAGACAUUGACAUUUUGAUGUUGUCCUCAAUUUUAUCUCAGUGGCAAUGCCAGUUCUCUGUUUUAAAUUUAAAGUGAGUGUUUGAAUGUUAUACUGCGUGCGGCAUGCGUGUGCUAGUAAAUACAUGUCUUAGGUUUCUACAUUCUUUUUAUGCCAUAACAAUCUAGAUGCUGGAGACAAUAAAGAAAACAUACAAAAUACUACAGUACUGUAUGAUCAGGAGCCUAAAAGUGAGCUUCUAAAGUUUGGACCAAAGACAGGAAUUUCCCACAGCAGUGUGGUGGAGCUGUAUUUACCUACUUUUCAAUACUGUAGUGAUCUUCUAGUGUGUUUGUUUCAUAUCAAAAGAACAAAAAAAUCAUGACAAUCAGCAUAAGGUAUUACAAGUGAAGAAGUUAAAAGGUUCAGUAUUUUUGAAACAUUUUUCUGUCAGUGAAAUGUUUUUUUUUUCUGUGAAAUGUUUUAUUUCUUAGUGUUUUUAUUUCAUGAUGAAAAUUAAACAAUUUGGCUAAAA